Prosopis cineraria is the source of this 1626-nucleotide messenger RNA. RefSeq names its product probable serine/threonine-protein kinase At1g01540. NCBI's taxonomy places the organism in Eukaryota, Viridiplantae, Streptophyta, Magnoliopsida, Fabales, Fabaceae. Gene Ontology annotation, molecular function: protein kinase activity; ATP binding. The coding region runs from base 24 to 1388 and encodes 454 amino acids. Gene Ontology annotation, biological process: protein phosphorylation. The record is from RefSeq and is a predicted model, not a curated record. The transcript is spliced from 7 exons.
CCUUCCUUCUCCUUCCCCUUGCAAUGUCCUCUUACCAUACGUCAUCGACCCUGAAAGCAAAUCUCGAAAAGCCGACCUCCUUCUUCGGUGCUCCGUUAUGGACUCUGUUCCUAGCUUUAACUGCAGCGUUCAUCACUCUCAUGAUUUUCAUCGCUCUCUGCAUUUGGCUCAUCUGCUUUCGUCAUCGCCAUCCCGGAAAGCCAUACGAGUCCCGAUUUUCUUUGCCCGAACCAAUUGCUUCCAAGCGUUACCGUCGUCUUCGUCACGAUUCGUCAUCCCUCGAUAAGAGGCUACUCUCAGGCAAUGUUGAUGCCUCUGGAAUUCUGAUGAACUUUGACAGGUUCUUUCCACAUGUCAGUGACGUGAGGGAAGAUGGAGAUUUAGAAUCAAUUGUUGGAUGCUCACGUAGGAGUAAGAAUGUUUUGGGUCAGAGUAUGGAAUUCAGCUUCCAGGAGAUCAUGGAGGCGACGAAUGGAUUGGCUAAAGAGAAUGUAAUUGACACAGGAGACCAUGGAAUUGUUUAUCUCGGUUUGUUGCGUGAUAAUACUCAAGUGGCAGUGAAGAUGCUAGUGAGCCACAGUUGCCAAACUGAGGAUUUUGCACUGCAAAUGGAGGUAUUUGGAUGCAUUAGACACAAGAAACUGGUCCAACUGCUUGGAUAUUGUACUGAGGGAGGUUACAGGAUGCCAGUGUCUGAAUACGUAGAUAAUGGAAAUCUGCAUCAAUGGCUUCACGAAUUUCCAGGACAAGUCAGCCCUCUAGCAUGGGAAACCAGAUUGAAUAUUAUCCAGGGUGUGGCAAAGGGAUUGGCCUAUCUUCAUGAGGACGUUGAACCUAAGAUUCUCCACGGAAGCUUAAAAUCCAGUAAUAUUUUGCCUGAUCACCAAUGGAAUCCCAAGAUCUCUGAUUUUGGCCUUACUUACCUUUUCACUGCUAAUUGGACGCACGAUAUGAUGGAAACAUCAAGUUAUAUAGAUCCAAAAAGUCAUUCCACUUUCGAUUUCAGCGAGAGCAAUGAUAUUUACAGUUUCGGAAUUCUUAUAAUGGAGAUUGUAUCAGGAAGGAUUCCUGUAUAUCGUAGCCUAGCCCAGGAACAUUUAGUUGACUGGUUUAAGUCCAAGAUUGCAAAUGAAAUUAUUGACGACCUGGUGGACUCAAAGUUGCCUGAAAUGCCUCAUUCCAAGGAACUCAAACAGAUGAUUUUGGUUUCUCUUCGAUGUGUUGACCCUGAUGUGAAUCCGAAACUCAAAAUGGGAGAUGUCAUUCGCAUGCUUGAGCCUCGCGACCUGCUUCUUUCUAAUGAACGCGACAUUGAAAGGGAAGUUUAUGAAUACAAUAACUCGCCCCAAAGUCACCCUGCACCAGAAUUAGGCGACAGUCCGAGAUAAAUACAGAAGGCCAAGUUGCAGCAGCAGUGAUCACUGCGAGAAAAUCGCAGGAAAAAAAUAUAAUUCUGGUCUCAAGGACCUCUGACAAACUUAAUUGGAAGAAUUUUAGCUUAUGUACAUAAAGUUCUUGGAUAUAAGACUAAGCAAUAGGAUUCAUUGGAAUUGGAAUGUUUCUGUGCAGAGAUCCUAAUGUGAACCCCUUCCUCUUGAACAAAUUAACUUCAACCUUUUGCAGGUG